Molecule: messenger RNA, 570 nt
Organism: Necator americanus (New World hookworm)
Lineage: Eukaryota; Metazoa; Nematoda; Chromadorea; Rhabditida; Ancylostomatidae
Exons: 1
Coding region: 1-570 (189 amino acids)
Source: RefSeq, a predicted model, not a curated record
AUGAGAGCAGCAUGGGCAGCAUUCGCAGCCGUCAGGAAAGCUACGGCCCAACUGACGGACCAUGAUCUUCGUGCCCAUCUGUUCGACUCGACAGUCCUUCCAUCACUCUGUUACGCAGCGGAGACGUGGGCAGACACUGCGGCCACGUCUAGGAAGCUACUUACUACCCACAGAACCCUCGAGAGAUGUCUCCUGAAGUUUAACCGGCGCACACAACACCUUGCCGGUCUUCGUAGCUCCGACUUAAGAGGAAUGUCUCGUCUUCGCGACCCAGCGGAAUAUGUAUCGAAAGCAAAACAUAGAUGGGCCGGUCACAUCAUGAGAAGAAUCGACGAUAGAUGGACUAAAAGAACGCUAGAGUGCAUUCCAAAGGACGCUAAACGCCCCCGAGGGAGACCGCCAACGAGAUGGGGUGACGUGUUCGCUGCAUGGAUGGACCAGCUGAGAGCUCAGCUGGAUACGGCUCAAGGACCUCGUCAACGUCACACACGAAGCUUGAGAACAUCUUGGAUGACAAUGGCGAGGGAACGAAACGAGUGGAAGAGAUGCUGGGGCCCGCACGUCCAGUGA